Trichoderma atroviride IMI 206040 is the source of this 1212-nucleotide messenger RNA. RefSeq lists its product as uncharacterized. NCBI's taxonomy places the organism in Eukaryota, Fungi, Ascomycota, Sordariomycetes, Hypocreales, Hypocreaceae. Gene Ontology annotation, molecular function: FMN binding; oxidoreductase activity. The record is from RefSeq and is a predicted model, not a curated record.
AUGGAUUACAAGGAACGACAAACAUGUAUUUACGAAGACGGAAUGAUGUUCAACCGCCUCCCACUGGUCACUACUGAUCCCACCAAGUUGGAGGAACAGGCCAGACAAUAUAUGACCUCUCGAAGCUUCGAUUUCGUUUCAGGUGGCGCUGGUGAGAAAUCAACAAUGGCAGCGAAUAGACUGGCUUUUCGACAGUGGAAGAUCAUUCCGCGAAUGUUAUGCCAAACUACUCAUCGCGACUUGAGUGUCAAAUUAUUUGGUCUGUUGUAUAAGAGUCCACUUGUUAUGGCUCCGAUUGGCGUACAGGCAAUCUAUCACGAUGAUAAGGAGCUCGGUAGUGCCGAAGUCGCAGCUUCGCUAGGCAUUCCGUACAUCCACAGCACCGCCGCGACUAGCAGUAUUGAAGAAGUGGCAUAUGCGAAUGGAUUAGGCCAUCGCUGGUUCCAGCUCUACUGGCCAAAGGAUAACGAGUUGACAAAGUCUCUGCUAUCCAGAGCGAAGCAAAAUGGUUACGAAGUACUGGUCGUGACUCUAGAUACCUGGACCUUGGCAUGGCGUCCAUCUGACCUUGACAAUGGAUAUGUCCCUUUCAUGAAAGGUGUGGGAACGCAGAAUGGGUUUUCAGAUCCCAUCUUCCAACAGAUACACAGACAGACUACCGGGAAAGAGAUUGAAGAAGAUGUGGUGGCUGCAGCCCGCGCGUGGAAUGCUAACCUCUUCUCUAGUCAAGGCAGCAGGCACACUUGGGAAGACAUUGCAUUUUUGCGCAGCCACUGGGACGGGCCAAUUGUUCUAAAGGGAAUACAGCAUGUGGAUGAUGCAGUGAUGGCACUUCAAUCUGGUGUCCAGGGCAUCGUGGUCAGCAAUCAUGGAGGGCGACAGGUAGAUGGUGCCAUCGGAAGCCUAGAUGUACUACCAGAAAUCGUGGAUGCAGUGGGAGAUGGCCUGGCCGUUCUUUUUGACAGUGGAAUCCGAACCGGAUCUGAUAUUGUGAAAGCUUUAUGCCUUGGUGCCAAGGCAGUACUUGUUGGACGGCCUUGGGUUUAUGGGCUCGGGAUUGCGGGUAAGAAAGGGGCACAAGACGUGUUACUCGACCUUCUUGCGGAUCUCGACCUCACGUUGGGUUUGGCCGGCCUGCAGAGAGUCCAGGAUUGCAAGAGAACUAUUCUUCGGAAAGUAGCUUGUGGAGGCGAUAUUGGCUCAACGUACUAA